Effrenium voratum is the source of this 1203-nucleotide messenger RNA. Lineage: Eukaryota; Dinophyceae; Suessiales; Symbiodiniaceae. The record is from the annotation of a GenBank genome assembly.
AUGGCAACAUCUCAGGAGCACGUGGAGUUGGCCAGGAGCAUUGCGAGUCAAGGGGCGGUCUUGCUGAAGAACGACAAAGUGUCCCAAGAUGGUGCACCUGUUCUGCCCUUGUUGAGGAGCCAGAAAAUCGCGAUCAUUGGUGAGGCCUGCGGCGUUGCGCCGGACAUUGACCACGAAUCUAAGACCUGGACGGAUGCGUCCUAUUUCUCCAUCGGCGGCUCCAGUCGGGUGCUGUCGAAGGACGAUCUUACUCUGAUGGAUGGCAUGUCUCGGUACGGCGCCACCACACAAAUUUGCUUAGAAGAUGACUUUGCUGGCGUCAACAAGGCCCUAUCAGGUGCAGACGUGGCCAUCGUUUGUGCAGGUUCUACCUCGACCGAGUCUGCAGACAGAACGACCUUGCGAUUGGAUCAGGACGCCCUCGUGGAUGAGGUUCUGCGCCAGGGGAACGAAAUGAAGGUUCCGGUGGUGGUGCUGCUGCUCACGGCCGGCGUCGUGGUGAUGCCCUGGAGCCAAGCUGCCACGGGCAUCUUGCUGAUGUUUCCCUCGGGUCAGGCGACUGGCCUUGCGGCAGCGGAUCUCUUGUUUGGCGCUGUGCACCCGUCAGGGAAGCUGCCAGUGACAAUCCCUGCCAAGGAGGAGGAUGCCAUGCGGCCGUGCAUUGAGUCCGCAUGCCCCUAUGAGGAGAAGCUCUUUGUGGGCUGGCACCUCUACGACGGCCGGGAUGUGGCCUAUCCCUUUGGCUUCGGCUUGACCUACACGUCCUUUGAGUACCUCCCUGGGGAGAUGUCUGACGAGCAGGAGAGCGGGGCAAAGAGUUUGCACGUCACGGUCAAGAAUGUUGGGGAGCAGCCUGGGAGAGAGAUCCUGCAGCUCUAUCUUCGCUUUCCGACCACCGUGCCGGAAAUCCAGCAGGAGCCCGCCACUCAGCUGCGGGGCUUCCAUCGCACUCGGCUGCUGCAACCCGGGGAGGCAGAGGAGGUGGUCUUCAAAGUGGGCCCUGGUGACAUGAUGGUAUGGGAGAUGCAGGAGGAUGACUGGACCAUGGUCUAUGGACGCUACAGCGUCGGAAUCGGCGCAUCAUCCCGCGACUUGCGUCUCUGUGGGGUCUUCUUCCACCAGCUGGGCGUCACUAAGGCGCAGGGCGUGCCUUUGGGGCCCUGCCCUCAGCGUGAGUUCCUUCUCUCAGCAGAUGGGCGAUGA